Molecule: messenger RNA, 2667 nt
Organism: Hemibagrus wyckioides
Lineage: Eukaryota; Metazoa; Chordata; Actinopteri; Siluriformes; Bagridae
Gene: dusp4
Product: dual specificity phosphatase 4
Exons: 4
Coding region: 179-1279 (366 amino acids)
Biological process (GO): endoderm formation; negative regulation of MAPK cascade; protein dephosphorylation
Cellular component (GO): nucleus; cytoplasm
Molecular function (GO): MAP kinase tyrosine/serine/threonine phosphatase activity; protein tyrosine/threonine phosphatase activity
Source: RefSeq, a predicted model, not a curated record
CUUCUCCGCCUGUGGUAGUAAUGCUCUCGGGAGGAUAAGUGCGCAGAGGAGGCUGUGAACACGGAACCUGUGUUUUUCUCAACUGUUUCAUUUCUAAAGAGAGAAGAGGAGAAAAAACAAACAAAGGGCCACCCGUACACGCUAUCGAUAUCACCACCACCACGACAACGCGGUUAGGAUGGAACAGCUGAGCGAAAUGGAGUGCGGAGUGCUGAAGCGGCUGCUGAAGGAGGACGGAACGGCGAGGUGCUUGGUGCUGGACUGUCGCUCCUUCCUGGCGUUCAGCGCCUGCCACAUCCGGAGCGCGGUCAACGUCCGCUGCAAUACGAUCGUGCGCCGGAGAGCGAAGGGCUCCGUGUCUCUGGACCAGAUCCUGGCUGGGGAUGAAGAGGUGAAGAGCAGACUGAUCUCGGGCCUCUAUUCUGCCGUCAUCCUGUACGACGAGCGCACUCCGGAUGCGGCCACUCUCAAAGAGGACAGCACCAUCGGGCUGGUGUUUAACGCACUGGGCAGGGACACCUUUAACACAGAGGUCUAUCUUCUCAAAGGAGGCUACGAGCGAUUUUUCUCUCUCUAUCCAGACUACUGUUUAAAGAGCAAAUCUCUGCCCAUGCUUUCUGCUCAGAGCAGCACUGAAACGAGCUGUACCUCCUGCACAACUCCACAACACGACCAGGGUGGACCUGUGGAGAUCCUUCCCUUCCUGUUUCUCGGCAGUGCCUUUCACGCGUCCAAAAAAGACAUGUUGGAUGGCAUGGGCAUCUCUGCCCUGCUGAAUGUGUCUUCAAAUUGCCCCAACCACUUUGAAGGAGUUUACCAGUAUAAGUGCAUCCCAGUGGAGGACAAUCACAAGGAGGACAUCAGCUCCUGGUUCAUCGAAGCCAUCGACUUCAUAGACUCGGUGAAAGACUCCAAUGGUCGUGUCCUUGUUCACUGUCAAGCAGGGAUUUCACGCUCAGCCACAAUUUGCCUGGCAUACCUGAUGAAGAAGAAGCGCGUGUGCCUGGACGAGGCUUUCGAGUUCGUCAAGCAGCGACGCAGCAUCAUCUCGCCCAACUUCAGCUUCAUGGGCCAGUUGCUGCAGUUUGAGUCACAGGUGCUGGCCACGUCGUGUUCAGUGGAGGCAGCAAGCCCGUCAGCCACUCUGGGCCCCAAGUCUUCCCCAUCAACAAGCUCACCCUUUAUCUUCAGCUUCCCUGUGGGGCCGGUCGGGCCACACGGGCAGCCCAGUAGCCUGUCAUACUUGCAGAGCCCUAUCACCACCUCACCUAGCUGCUGAUAAAAUGCUUAGCCACCGAUGGCAAAACAUUUCAGACUCACUAAUGAAGGAUACUAGUGUGGACAUUCACUCUGAGGGGGGUUCAGGGAAUCUGCACCAAUUUUCACCCAAACAGCUAGAAGUUUGACUGGUUGGCUGGAAGGGGGGUCUCUAGUAAUCAAUUAUGAACUUGACAGAGACAAAAAUAUCAGAAGAAUGAACAUCACGGGUUCUUCCAAAGCCCUGCUGUGUGGUUUGGUAGGGUGGGUCGAAUGAAAGCCGUGGGGGUAGGGACAUCCUUCCUCACACUCUCACUUCCUGACAAAGAGCAGUAGGCCCUUCAGCUGUGGCAGGUACUGCGCACUGUGUCCAGUACUGCUGACUUUCUGUUCUCACCCUCCUUGUUUACUCAGUCUGAAAGAAAACAACUGAGCUUAUCCAGCACAGACUGAACCUGCUCAUGGUCAGGGGGUUUGUGCGGCAUGUCUCAUUAGUUUUUGUUGUAAUAUAUUGUUUUUGGUCAGUGCCUUGUACAGAGAAGGUACAGGACACAGAAGGGCCUGCCUGGGCAAUCGCAUACUGCACAUCCUCCUUCCCUGUGGGAUUGGAUCUUGGGAGGCAGACAGACAGGCAACUCUUGACUAAAAUGUUUCGACUUGCAAUAUGUCUCCGUCUCUCCACAGAAACAGAGCAAUAACAUCUCCCUGCCUCUUCCCAGUUGCCACCAAAGCACUGUUGUGUUUCAGAUGUCUAUCACAUGGUACAAUCUUGCUCUUGACGUCUUGUUUUCUGUCUCUAAUAAUUUGUACAGUAGCAGGCUGGGGCAUAAUUUCUGCAGUACGGGUCGCAGAUAAAAAGGUCGUUAAAUUCUCCGGAAUGGAAUGUUCUCUCUCUUUUUUUUUUUUUUUUUAUAAUUUUGGUACAGAUGUGUUUUGUGACGAUUUCCCUAGGUCACUUUGAUAGGUCUAACCACUGUAACCUUUAUUUCUUUUGUAAACGUGGUUCCAUUGGUGGCUACAACUCUUGCUGCUCUGUGUGACUGCAUUGGGUAAAGAGUAUUGGCUAGAGAUGCUUGCAGUCCUUACGUUAAGACACAGCUCAGUAAGAGUCUCCACCUUUGGAUUCUUGGAGCAGAAAUCAUCUCAACACUGAAUCGGGGGUUUAAUCGCUUCACUGACGAAUGCGGGCACCUUUGUUUUAAAAGAGCACUUUUAAGUGAUGCAAUAUGCUGAGGUUUUGUUUUGCACAUGACCGGAGUAGAUACAACAGCUGAAUACUGUGCGUUUGUUACGCCCGUUAGAGCUUUACUUUGUGUCCAUGUAAAUUCCAUGGUCUGUCACCACAUCACUGAUGAAUGCAAUACUUUUUACUGUAUCCGUCCACCGAGACGUUUAGAUUGCCAAUGGCAA